Molecule: messenger RNA, 972 nt
Organism: Conger conger (European conger)
Lineage: Eukaryota; Metazoa; Chordata; Actinopteri; Anguilliformes; Congridae
Product: SUMO-conjugating enzyme UBC9-like
Exons: 7
Coding region: 227-703 (158 amino acids)
Biological process (GO): protein sumoylation
Cellular component (GO): nucleus
Molecular function (GO): SUMO conjugating enzyme activity
Source: RefSeq, a predicted model, not a curated record
UCCUUUGAAAGAAAACAAAUUGGGGUCCUGAAGUUUUUGUUUUUGAGCUUCGUAUGAGCGUUGUGUUCAACUCCGGAAUAGUAGUCGUGUCGUUAAUGUUACUUAGUCGAUUUUGACAGUGUGCGUACUUAACUGCAACUGGACAAUACGUGAGGAUCGGCCGAUUGCAUCAGCAGCUACACAAGUUACCCUGCAUCGUUUCUAAAGACGGUGUUCAUGUGUGGUCAUGUCAGGAAUCGCUCUGAGUAGACUGUCGCAAGAGCGCAAGGCCUGGAGAAAAGACCACCCUUUUGGUUUUGUUGCCGUUCCCACCAAGAACCCCGAUGGCACCCUCAACCUCAUGAACUGGGAAUGUGCCGUUCCAGGGAAGAAGGGGACCCUAUGGGAAGGAGGCCAGUACAAACUGAGGAUGCUGUUUAAAGACGACUACCCUUCCUCUCCUCCGAAAUGCAAGUUUGAACCACCCAUCUUUCACCCAAAUGUGUACCCGUCUGGCACCGUCUGUCUGUCCAUCCUGGAGGAAGACAAGGACUGGAGGCCGGCCAUCACCAUCAAGCAGAUCUUGCUGGGUAUCCAGGAGCUGCUGAAUGAGCCCAACAUACAGGACCCUGCCCAGGCCGAGGCUUACACAAUAUACUGUCAGAACAGGAUGGACUACGAGAAGAGGGUGAGAGCACAAGCCAAAAAGUUUGCCCCGACAUAGGGCUGGUGUGUGACCUCUGACCUUUUUAGUCCACGCCACGGUACUGGGAAAAGUGCUCAACAGAGGGGAACGCGUGCCAAGGAAGACGGAAGGACCAAGGAGCGUUGCUCGAGUGGGACCGCACAGGGCACAUGUACAUGUGUGUAUGUGUAUAUAUAUAUAUAAAUAUGGAGAGUUAUAGACCUUUUAUUGUUUUAGCAAGUCAGUAUUUGUGUCUUCAAAAUUAUCCAAUUGUGUGAAUUCUCAAAUUAAAGACAAUAUUAAAAAUG